CUUAGCAUCACCACAGCCACUCCUCCCAUUCCUUCACAGAAUGCUCUGCACCUUGUCGUCCAGCUUUUCCCUCAGGUCGCCAUACUCGUUUCGCCGGGCGUCGAGCCCCUCUGCCUUCUUGAGGUCGCCCAGCUGGAAGGGCCAGAGGAACUUGAGCACAUCCUUGGCCCGCUCCCCGCCCUUGAAGACCUCCUGCACCAUGUCCUCCACACAGAGCAUCCCCAGGUGGCCCAGGUGGUCCUCCACAUAUGUGUUGUCCGUCAGCGGCUCCUUCUUGGUGCGUCCGGGUACAUGCAGGCGGGCCCGUUUGCUGAAGAGCUGACGGACAGUCGACAGAGUGGGAGGGCCGUAGAAGAUGAAGGGCUCCACGCUCUUGAGCCUCGCCACGUUGUCGAGGUUGUUGAGCACCAGCACACCCGUGAAGGCCUUGGUGAGUCCCAGGCCCUUCAGCGCGCCUCUGGUCGCCGCAUUGCCGCCUUUCCGUCCGUUGCGGACAGCUAGAAAGACAGCCGUGGAGUGCUUGAGCUUGGCGCUCUUGGUCCUCCUCUGCUCGCGGGUCUGCCGCUUUCUGUCGAGGUGCCGAUUCCGAUACUCCUUGAUGAGCUUCUGGACCGUCACGAUGGGCGAGCGCCGCUGCUUCUUGACAGACUGCUCCUUGGCCAGCGCGAUCUUCCUUCGCCGCUCAGCGAUGCCGGCAAGGUCAUGACGCCGCUUCCGCAGGACAGUCUCAGACACCUUGAUGCUCUCGCCCUCUCGCCGAGGCUUCAGCUGACCAGAAGGGCCACUCGACAGGUCAGGACCUUCAUCGACCUCCAUGGGAAAGAGGGGAUGAAUGCAACGAGCACAGGCGGUUCCGCAACGCAGCUGGGAAAGAGAAAGUGGAGGAGAUGGGUGGAAACGAAGUGAAGGGUUUGGGGCAGAGGGUUUCGG
This is a messenger RNA of Vitrella brassicaformis, 930 nucleotides long. Lineage: Eukaryota; Vitrellaceae. The record is from the annotation of a GenBank genome assembly.